UUUCAUAUUUAGCCCAUCGUCUGGCAGAAUCCUCGACAGAAUUCAUAAUAGAAAUGGAAGUUCUGUCGCCAAUCGAAGACCGAGGUUCUCUGUAUUGAGGGCCUUUUAUUAUAAGUGAUUUGAGGUCCUCAUUUUCAACUAUAUCAACAUCACCAGUAAUGACAUGUCUAGCUGGACUAUAGGUGAAAGAAGAUGAAGAACAAGAACACUAUCAAUCCCUUUGUUUGCAAAUUUGAGCUUAAGGAACUGGCGGCACGAUUUGGAAGGAAUAUCAUCCAUGACUCGUGGUGGUUUAAAGAGUCUGUGAUUAGCAAUAUCCAUAAUCAAAGAGUUCAGUCUAUAUUCAGGUGUUGAAAAAUCCAAGUAUAGACUAGCUGUGGCUUCUUGAAAUAACGUAUGUAAAACUCUCAAUUGAACAGAGUAGAGUUUUGUGCGAAUGUGAUGUGGACCUAAUUAUCUGUCGACGUAAGGGAAAAGGAAUCAAACGUGACAUCAUUUAUACUUGGUCUUUUAUAUGAACGAUGUCCAUGACUGCGUUUCCGUCUUUGAGUAUUGGGAAAGAGUCCCAUCACAGUCGCGUUAUUUCCUUGUGGACAAGUCACCCACAUCAUAUACAUUAUCAUUGCAUCCGUAUAGAAAUGCAGUAUCUAGGGUCCCGAUCCAGUGAUCUUCGUGUUGUCUACGAAAAGGGGUAUUUAAUGUUGGACUAUUUCUGUGAUGGUAAUUUUUUUCCAAACUCCUUACCUUCAUUGACAGUAUGGAGUAGUCUGGUGACUUGAAAGCUCCAGGAAAAAUAAUGGAAUCUCAGGAGGAAAGAAAGCGAAGGUUGUAUGGACCCUCCCGGAAUCUCAAAGUACAGGAAAUCCGGGAAAAGCUGUCAAAGAGCUGUGUCCUUAAAGAUGGCGAGUACAAUCUCACUGCGAACAAUCUGAAAGAGGGAAUAUUUGACACGAGUUACACUCGCGAUUAUCCUACUAAGAAGCCAAAUGCGGGUGCCUCGCUAGACCCAUCGUUCCUACCAGAACAACACGGACAGUUGGAUCAUCAUUUUUAUCUCGGAAAUGAUAGUGGAGAAAUGGUUCCGGCAGAAACCUACCAACAGAGUACAACCAAAUCCGACUUCACAGAGCAGUCCUAUAGCAAGCCCAAGACUCUUCAAGACCCAGGAAUAAUUAACUGGCCGGAUAUGGCCCCUCGCUACAUGGUCAGUAGAAAAAUGGCGGAUUCCGAAUAUAAAUCCUCCUAUAUACCAGAUAUACGAGAUGGACCAGUCCCGCCAUUGUAUCCCCGGGUCAAUACAUCUAAACUUAAACUUCCUUUAGACCCUGAAAAGUUCUGGAGGCAGAGAGGCACCAACAUAAAGCUAGGCAGCGACGUCCCACAGCUGUUCAGCGAGCACCAACGUGUGUACGGCGUCGGGCGGGAGGGGCCACCUGACGGGUUUAUAAGGGAAAAGGGACACAUGGGAAAGGAAGUGAGCAGGAAAAUGAAGGACAUGGCGAAGCAUUCCCACGUGUUCAGGAUGGGCGAUUACAAUGGAAUCGUCGGGAAUUUUCAGACGACAGUUAAUGAUGAAUUUGGACCACGAACCCUGCCUCCUGCAGAGCAUGCGGCCAGAGCCCUCAAAGCCGCGCAGAUUAGAUCGGAGAAAAAGAAGGAUUCCGGGGAGAAUGGCGUGGAGAGCUCUACGUCAUCAUCGUCACUGCCCGACGACCACACACGUGUCAAUCACCUAACGGUGCAUGCCCGGCAGACGACAGUUCCAAAAGUCUUUAAAGACGCAGCCGAUGAACGCACUUAUCAGACAGCGGCACAUUUUCAGUUUGGAUCUGACCCAAACACCAUCCACACAGUGUAUGGAAAGGAUUUCGCCCCCGGUUCUAUGACAUCAAGUGGACCACCUCAGAAGUGUCUUGUACCGGAUGCGGGAAGGUUGCUCCAAAACGACCCCGCUUAUGCAUCAAUGAUGUCAACAUCGAACCAGGCAGACUUUAGCUACACACCAGCAAUGCCUACCCUGAACGCAGAAGGCAAGACGCAGAUGGAAGUCAACAUCGAGCGUCGUCACACGGAUAACGUCAUCUUCAGUUUCGACCGAUCACGUCAUACGGCUGACAGACAAACAUCAUUGGCUCACACGGAUUUCCGAGGCCCACCUCCUGGAUAUCGACCAAUGGAACCGAUGUCCAGACCGGAAGUGGAGUACGAUUACCUAACCCCCAAUGAUGCCCUUCCCUACCCACCACCCGAAAACCGCACGUCUGAGGCCAAGAACAACUAUAUAGGGACCUUCAUGUCCGGUGGUCACGCUCUAGACCGGCGCCACUCCAAGAACACAAUGUGCAAGUCUCGCCUGGAGGACGGGCGGAGCACACACUUCACUGUGGGCUACAAUCCGAUGGAUUUCUCCUCUGAAACACAUAUGAAAUUCCAAGGAAACAAAAAGAAUGAUUCUCACAUCGCUCCAGCCGGAAAAACGGAGACAAACGCAGCUGUGAAGUUCAAGCACGUGUCCAUCAGCGAAAAUACCCAGGAUCUUAAGGCGGCGGACCCAUUUACCGUCAGUAAACAGGAGAGUCUGAUCGCGCGAGCUGCCCACCUGGACCCGCCAAAAGAACACGCCUUUACCACGUCAGUAAUGAAAGCAGAUUAUCCUGCACUGCACAGAAGAGGACUGACAGACGCCCAGUGGAGGAUGGUCCAAGAUACAGAUCAAAAGAAUGGCAAGGCGAUCGCCAACUCGCACCUGUUCCACACAGACAAUUCUGGAAGAAACAACUUUGUGUCCACUGCUAUGGACGACUUUAUAAAACCCGAAGUCAUGACAGGAGGGCGUAAGCUGCUUGCUGCGCGUUAAAACCAAAGGACACGUUUUCUUUUGAAAGUUUAUGGACAAUUUGAAAUGCUUUUAAACACUUUUACUUUAUUGCGAUAUGUUAUAUGUGGUACCGAUGGUAGGAAUUUUGUUUUAAUGUUCUUGUUCCAAAUAUUAAAACUUGAAUUAAA
Messenger RNA from Ostrea edulis (European flat oyster), 3006 nucleotides. RefSeq lists its product as uncharacterized. The transcript has 21 exons. The coding region runs from base 797 to 2857 and encodes 686 amino acids. The record is from RefSeq and is a predicted model, not a curated record. Lineage: Eukaryota; Metazoa; Mollusca; Bivalvia; Ostreida; Ostreidae.